AUCAAACGGUCCAUAUUCACCAAGUGAAAAAGCUUGAUGAAACAUAGUGCCAAUGUAACUCUCUAAUAAAGAGCAACCACACUCUCUUCUCUUCCACCAUUGAUUCACAUUCACACACUCUUCUCAGCAAACUGCUUCUCUCUCUCUCCCUCCCUCUCUCUCUCUCUCUCUCUAAACAAACUUUGUUUUUGGUUCAAUUUUCAUUGUUUUUGAGUCAAUAAAGCUCUGAACUUUGAAGUCUUCUUUGAAAUCUUAACCAACCCCAUUUUCAGUUUUGCUUCUUUGUUUGCAAAGUUCUUUGCUUUUCAUCCAAUCGCUCUCCAAUUCCACUCUUCCACAUGUCUUCUGAUAUAAGCUAAAUUACAUGCAUGUUACUCUGAUGGCUAAUGCUGGAGCUUCUGUUUACAGUGUAAUUGAGGGUUUGGUUCUGUUUCAGUGAUUGUGAAGCAAAGCUUGAAGCUUUGGUUGGUGGGGUGGUGGGAAUUUGCGGUGUUUGUGAUGGGUAAGGAUCGGCUGCUACUGGCAACAGUUGGACCGCCAUUAAAACGGCGAGCAGGGUUGCGGAGGAAGCAGGCUGGAAGAGGCUCCUACAGAGGGAGCUAGGGUGAGGGUGAUUUGUUGUGUGUGUGAUUGGAGGGGGGUUUUUUGUUGUUUUUUGACGACCCUUUUUGUCAAGGGUGCCUUUGAGGUGUUGAAGUUUCUAACUUUUUGAAGAGGAACAAGAUGGGUAGUACUAACUUGCACCAAGUACUUAGAAGCCUCUGUUUCAAUUCUGAUUGGAACUAUGCCAUCUUUUGGAAGCUCAAACAUCGAGCUAGAAUGAUGUUGACAUGGGAGGAUGCUUACUAUGACAAUCCUAACAAUGAUGAUUCAGAAAAUAAGUACAGUCAGAAGACCUUGGAACAGAUUGGUGGUGGGAAAUUUUCACACGACGCUCUAGGAUUAGCUCUGGCAAAGAUGUCAUAUCAUGCAUAUUCAUUAGGGGAAGGUAUUGUCGGACAGGUAGCUAUUACUGGAAAGCAUCGGUGGAUAUGUGCGGAUAAUCAAGUUCCAGGUUCUGGCUUGUCUUUUGAGUUUGCUGAUGGAUGGCAGUCUCAGUUUUCUGCUGGAAUUAGGACAAUCGUUGCUGUAGCUGUAGUCCCACUUGGUGUUGUUCAACUUGGCUCUCUAAAUAAAGUGAUUGAAGACAUGGGGACUGUAACUCAUAUAAGAAAUCAGUUUUUGUCUACUCAAGACUACUCAGUAGGCCAUGUUCCUAGUCAAAUGCACACUAGCUUGAAGAGUUCUUCGUCUCAGCCAGAAGUAUUGAAGGAAAAUUUGUCUUCAGAUAUUAUGCAUGUUUGCUUACAUGAUACAGAGAAAACCACGAAUAGUGAAAAAGUGGAUGUUUUAACGCCCCUUCAAUCUUCAGAGAGGAACUAUGCACCUCAUUCUGCAUAUGAAAAACUGACUGAUAUGGCCACGCUUGAGGGGCCUGAAUUUCGUAGUGAUGAAACCUUUUUGCUUCCGACAAUUUCCAAUAUGAUUAAUGUGGAGCAUCAGGAAUUUGAAGAGAUGCGACAUCUAAAUGAGAGGCGGUGUCGAGGGGACAGUAGUGGCUGCAAAAAUAUGAGUUUGGAAUCAGAAAAUGCCACAUCAGUUUUAAACAAUUCUGUUAUAAAUAACACUAGCUUCAAUGCUUUAAUACACUCAUCAGAAAAAGUCAGUGCUGAUUCUGCAUGCUUUCCUUCAGUUUUUCUUGAUACAGUUGUUUGUGAAAGUGAUAAGUUGCUUCGUGUGGAUGCUGGCCAUAAUGAAAUGUUGAGUUUCACCGCACUUUCUGAUGUUAACUCCCAAAAACAUACCAAAAAGUCAGAAUGUCAAACUGAGCCUUGUGACAAGGAUACCUCGUACUUUCAACCCGAGCCUUGUUGCAAGGAUACCUCGUACAUGAUGUCAAAGUUCCCUGCUGGGUGUGAACUACAUGAAGCACUUGGACCAGCUUUUUUGAAAGGGAGUAAAUGUUUUGAUUGGCUGGCUCAGGUUAAUCAGGACAUGAAAACUGUUGAUAUGCCAGAUGAGAUUAGCACGAGUCAAUUGACUUCUGAAUCUCGUCCAGAACAUCUUUUGGAAGCAAUGGUGGCCAACAUUAGCCAUAGUAAUAAUGAUAAUAAUGGUGAAUUAUCAUUUUGUACAUCAAUGCAAUCCGCAAUGACUUCUGGAAAAAAUCCUGAAGCUUCUCUUCAUAAUGUGCAUAGUGUUAAUUCAAAAGCAUAUUCAAUAGAUCAUCCCUCUCUCUUAAGAGAGGACAAGCACCAUUCUUUGAGUUCUUCUACAUGUCCCGGUUCAUAUAGCGAACAGUUUGAAAGGUCCUCUGAACCUUCUAAGAACAGCAAGAAGAGGGCUAGGCCGGGCGAAAGUUGUAGGCCUCGGCCAAGAGACAGGCAACUGAUCCAAGAUCGUAUUAAGGAUUUGAGAGAGCUGGUGCCUAAUGGAGCAAAGUGCAGUAUUGAUUCACUACUGGAGCGCGCAAUAAAGCACAUGCUAUUUCUCCAAAGCGUAACCAAGCACGCUGACAAGCUAACUAAAUUCGACGAUACUAAAUCAAAGUUGCAUCGCAUGGAAACAGACGUUAUUGGAACCUCUACUUAUGAGCAGGGUUCAAGUUGGGCAAUGGAGGUUGGGGGUCCUUUGAAAGUUCAUUCAAUAUUGGUGGAGAAUCUUAGCAAGGAUGGACAGAUGAUUGUUGAGAUGCUUUGUGAGGAGUGCAGCCAUUUUCUUGAAAUAGCAGACGUGAUAAGAAGCUUGGGCCUUACAGUUUUGAAGGGUGCAACAAAAGCUCAUGAUGAGAAGAUAUUGUUAUGCUUUGUUGUUGAGGGCCAAAACAACAGAAAUGUACACAGACUGGAUAUCUUGUGGCCGCUUGUUCAGAUACUGCAAUCCAAGAGCACAAUGCAUGCACAAUAACUGGUUGAUUAUUGGCCUGUCAUUGCCCAUUGUAACUCAUUCUUAAUAUCCGAGAUGAUGCUCAGAGUCUUCUACCUUUACAUUGUGUCAAGACUCAGUUUGUUGUUUUCUUAUGUUUCUGGGUUGAACAUGUGAUUGUCAUUUGUUUAUAUAUUUUGAAUUUGAUUGAAAAUGAACACAAUAUGUGGUGGACGAUAUAUACGUAUUAAAGGUUUCCUUGUUUCUCCAA
Lotus japonicus is the source of this 3175-nucleotide messenger RNA. RefSeq names its product transcription factor EMB1444-like. The transcript has 11 exons. The record is from RefSeq and is a predicted model, not a curated record. Bases 724 to 2946 code for a protein of 740 amino acids. Gene Ontology annotation, biological process: regulation of DNA-templated transcription. Gene Ontology annotation, molecular function: DNA-binding transcription factor activity; protein dimerization activity. Lineage: Eukaryota; Viridiplantae; Streptophyta; Magnoliopsida; Fabales; Fabaceae.